Messenger RNA from Solanum lycopersicum (tomato), 705 nucleotides. NCBI's taxonomy places the organism in Eukaryota, Viridiplantae, Streptophyta, Magnoliopsida, Solanales, Solanaceae. The record is from RefSeq and is a predicted model, not a curated record.
AUGGCGUCACUCUCCAACUCAAUUUCCAAAGGAUUGUUGCAUAGUCCAGAAUUGCGUGAGUAUAUGUUGGAGACUUUUGUGUACCCGCGAGAGCCAGAGCUUCUCAAGGAGAUUAGACUUAUAACUUCAAAUAAUCCAAGCUGUUUAAUGGCAACUGCACCAGAAGAUGGUCAACUAAUUGCAUUGUUGUUGAAACUAACAAAUGCCAAAAAGACGAUUGAAAUUGGAGUGUUCACUGAAUAUUCCUUAGUCCUUAAUGCCCUUACAAUUCCUGAUAAUGGCAAGAUUAUAGCUAUAGACCUCUAUCGAGAUGCAUACGAGAUGGAAUCGCCAAUUAUUAAAAAGGCUAACGUUGAGCAUAAAAUUAAUUUUAUUCAGUCCUCGGCAUUAUCAGCCCUUGAUGAACUCUUGAAUGACAAUGACAAUAGAGAAAGUUUCGAUUUUCCUUUCAUCGACGGAGACAAAGUUAGCUAUCAAAAGUACCAUGAGAGAAUGUUAGAAUUGGUGAAAGUGGGAGGUAUUAUAGUAUAUGACAAUACACUAUGGUUUGAGACAGUUGCUAUGCCAGAGGAGUAUGUUAAGGAAACAAUGAAGCCAAAUAGGCAACACAUCAUUGAAUUUAAUAAAUUUUUAGAUUCGGAUACUCGAGUUCAAAUUUCCCAAGUCCCUACAGGUGAUGGAAUCACCAUUUGUUGGCGACUCUAA